CUCCUCGCAUCGCAUCGCUUUUACUCCCCACCCUUCUGCAGAUGUUGGCUCUCCGAGCAGCCUCUCAUCAGGACCAUUUAUACCUUUGCGGCUGUCUGCAGCCACAGCGCGUCACAGUCAUGCUGGCGUGGAGGGCGAACAGCGCAGGCAAAUCAUUGUGCUGAUCACAGCACCUUUGGUCGGUGGAGGGAAGCACCAGCACCUCCUCGAUCGGUUCCCUCCCUCCUCCCUUUUUUUUUUUUUGGUUGCCAAUCCCAAUCGCCAUCCAACGGCAACGAUAGGAAAGGAGUCUGGGAGGGGAGAGCGAGGACACACCCGCACGUACUGUACCCGGUGUACACGGCGAGGAUGCCGCAGACAACAUGAGGUGAAUAUCAUCGAAUCUCCCACAUUGGAUCUUUUUUUUUUUUACCUGCUCGGACGACCUGGUUGUCGCAGCUGGUUAUUCACCUUGCUGAUACCGACGUCCGGCAGGAGCGUGAACUCACAGCAGAUGUGAAAAAAGAUGCCUGCAGUCGGAUCCUAGGGGGACAUCCUGUGGCCGUCAGGUCUUUACGACGUUGAGCCCCCUCCCUCUCCUGGCCCCUGCCUGCAGUUCUCCAAGCUGCAGGACCCCGCCUCACUGAAAAGUGCAGGCCUCCACCUCCUGCAGAAUGACUGUCGCCACCGGCGACCCCUCUGACGAGGCGGCCACACACCCGGGGCAGGACUACGACCCGGAGGCCGACCACGAGUGUUGCGAGAGGGUGGUCAUCAACAUCUCAGGGCUUCGCUUUGAGACUCAACUAAAAACCCUCUCCCAGUUCCCAGAGACGCUGCUGGGGGACCCUAAAAAGAGGAUGCGCUACUUCGACCCGCUGAGGAACGAGUACUUUUUCGACAGGAACAGACCCAGCUUUGACGCUAUAUUGUAUUAUUACCAAUCAGGGGGCCGGCUAAGAAGGCCGGUCAACGUCACCCUUGAUAUUUUCUCAGAGGAGAUUCGCUUCUACGAGCUGGGGGACGAGGCCAUCGAGAUAUUCAGAGAAGACGAGGGUUUCAUCAAGGAGGAGGAGCGUCCUCUUCCAGACAAUGAGUUUCAGAGACAGGUGUGGCUGCUGUUUGAGUACCCAGAGAGCUCAGGUCCUGCUAGGAUUAUUGCCAUAAUCUCUGUUAUGGUCAUUCUGAUAUCUAUUGUCAGUUUCUGCUUGGAGACCCUCCCCAUUUUCCGCAAUGAUGAUGACGACAUGCACAGGUCUGAAGUCUAUUAUCCUGAGACCAACACCACAAUCAUCACUUACACAUCCACCUACUUCACUGACCCCUUCUUCAUCCUGGAGACUCUCUGCAUCAUAUGGUUCUCCUUUGAGUUUCUGGUGCGCUUCUUCGCCUGCCCCAGCAAAGCUGGCUUUUUUGGUAACAUAAUGAACAUAAUUGAUAUCGUGGCCAUCAUCCCAUACUUCAUCACUCUUGGCACGGAGCUCGCGGAAAAGCCGGACGACGGCCAGGCGGGUCAGCAAGCCAUGUCUUUAGCCAUCCUCAGGGUCAUCCGCUUGGUGCGAGUGUUCCGAAUUUUCAAGCUCUCCCGUCACUCCAAGGGGCUCCAGAUUUUGGGUCAGACCCUGAAAGCCAGCAUGAGAGAGCUGGGCCUGCUCAUCUUCUUCCUCUUCAUAGGGGUCAUCCUUUUCUCGAGCGCCGUCUACUUUGCCGAAGCGGACGAGCCCGAGUCCCAGUUCGAAAGCAUCCCGGACGCGUUCUGGUGGGCCGUGGUCUCCAUGACAACGGUAGGCUACGGGGAUAUGGUCCCGACCACCAUCGGCGGCAAGAUCGUGGGCUCCCUCUGCGCCAUCGCUGGUGUGCUCACCAUCGCCCUGCCCGUGCCUGUCAUCGUGUCCAACUUCAACUACUUCUAUCACCGCGAGACCGAAGGCGAGGAGCAGGCGCAGUACCUGCAGGUCAACGUGGCCAAAGCCGACUCGUCCGAGGAGUUGAAGAAGAGCCGGAGCGGCUCCACCAUCAGUAAAUCGGACUACAUGGAGAUCCAGGAGGCGGUGAACAACAGCCGCGAGGAGAUCCAGGAGGAGAACCUUAAGACGGCCAACUGCACGCUGGCCAACACAAACUACGUAAACAUCACCAAAAUGCUCACGGACGUGUAGUCUUCUGCUUCUUCUCCUCCGCGUCAAGGCGGGAAAUGCGGAGCCGGGCAACUGGACGGGACAGGCGCACAGCCUCCCAUCUCCCGUGUGCUGGGGAAAAAAAAAAAAGGCAAUAGAAAUCGGGAUGAUGGUGAUGAUGAUGAUGAUGAUGGACAGUUGGAUAAAAAAGAAUGCAAAGACCAUCCGCUCACUCCUCACUCGUCCUGUCUUCCUUCCUCACAACUUGCCCUUAAAACUCCUGAUGACUGUCAAACAGAGUGGAAUUUUGCAUUUCUGCAUGGAGUUGGCUUUUUGUGUGUGUGUGUGUGUGUUUGUGUGUGUGUGUGAGAGAGCGUGGCUGGUUAAAAAAAAGAAUAUCAACGCCUAAAAAUGUCCGCUCACAACUGUAGCCAAUGUUAGUGCACAAAACGAAAAAAUGGGAGAAAUAAGGCAAGAAAAAAAAGUAUUUCUUUCAAAAAGAAAAAAAAAAGGCACGCUGACCCCGCUUUCGUCCCUCGUCCCCUUAUUUCCCAAGGCCCCCUGCUCUGCCAUGCGCUUUCUGAAGAGCCCUACUCGUGUGCUACUUAUGCUGCUUCCUGGAGCCAAUGAGAUGAGAAUUGUCUCACGCUAUACCAUUUUAGAAAUGGGAGGAUGAGUGAGCAUGAAGCGAGCUCCCUCCAGCGCCGGUAAAGCCAGCGGCGACUCGUGUGACGGGGGUUGGUGGAUAAGCACACCACGUUAUUUCAAGGAUGAAUGACAGCCGUCAGCGCAGAGCUUAUGGUUCGACACCUCUUUUUUUUUUUUUCCCAGCAGACAUCGGUAUCUGAUGAAUGACUGAGGAUAGCCUUGACUUUUCACUGCUUUGGUCUUACUGUCUGUAUUGCAAUGCAAGCUCCCCACCCCCCCCCCUUCCAUUCACCCAAAACUGGUCUUACUGCAGAGCUUUGAGGACAACUUGAAUGUUUCUUCUUGUUUUGUUUGUUCUUCACAGUUUUGCACACACACGCACAUACGCACACCCAUAUUCAAAUAGUAGGUUAACUGUGACUUUACUGACAGCCGAUAGGUAGAUAAGUGCUGUAAGUAGUAAACAUAUAGCCAAUAGAUUAUUGCAUGACAUUUUUCUCAGAAUGAGAAGUUCCACUUGUUUCUCGACUGCCACUUGCUUCAUGGCACCACUGUAUAUUUGUGUGCACACUGCCUUCUAUACAUAUCCACACUUUUAAAAAGGCCCACUGCAGGUAGCUGUCACGCAAACCUAAAGCUUUAUGUUAGAGGCUUUCUUAAGGAAUACUAAUGAGGCAAAGUCCUCCUCGAUACUAACAUUCCAUGUGGAAGCCGUCGCGUUGAACCUUCGCCGGGUGGCUGUGGUUCCAGCCGCAGGCUCCCAUUCUAGUCUCGCACUCAAUCCCAGUUGCAGUCACACGAUCAUGUCGUCAUGAUAAAUACAGCAACUUUUAAGGAUUUGUGUAUAGAACAAUGCCCCCCCCCCCCAGGUUUACGCUAAUCUCUUGAUGUUGCAUGACCACAAAACAUUCCUAGAGUGCAUGCAGAUCAAAUAAGAAGCCAGACAAAAUGUAAUUAAUACAAUAGAUAUAUUUAUGACUU
Gasterosteus aculeatus aculeatus (three-spined stickleback) is the source of this 3725-nucleotide messenger RNA. RefSeq names its product potassium voltage-gated channel subfamily A member 2. Gene Ontology annotation, cellular component: dendrite; juxtaparanode region of axon; voltage-gated potassium channel complex. Gene Ontology annotation, molecular function: delayed rectifier potassium channel activity; protein binding. The record is from RefSeq and is a predicted model, not a curated record. Gene Ontology annotation, biological process: protein homooligomerization; potassium ion transmembrane transport; action potential. Lineage: Eukaryota; Metazoa; Chordata; Actinopteri; Perciformes; Gasterosteidae.